AUGACACGAAAAAGAAAGAACGUGGAAUCAGAAGAAAAACCGCCAGCGAAAAAUGCAUUCGAAGGAUAUGGAUAUACGGAACAGGAACCAGUCGAAAAGAAGGAAUUCAAAACAUUUCCAGUUAAAAGUGAAGGAUUUGGAGUUGGAAAUGGAGGUGGCGGAGGGAAUCGCGGUGGUGGACGUGGCAGAGGCGAUGGAAGAUUCAGAAGAAAUGAUAGAAAUGACAGAGGUGGAAAUAGAGAGUUUAGAGCAAGUGACUUCGAAAAACAAUACGGCCGAGUUGGUGGAAAUGAUGAGUCGAGUAGUCAGAAUGACUACUCCACAAACAAUAACACAAACCAGUUCAAUGAUUCACGCCCAGAUGGAGACGGUCGAGAAUUCCCGAAAGAAAUUGUUGGAUACCUGAGAAGUAUUGAGCAAAUUAAGAAAAAAGAAGGGAAAAUUGAAGAUUUCAUUCUGGAAAAAUGCGCUGAAGAAGUUGCCGGACAGGAGAAAGUUCUUCUUGAAUGGACUGAAGCUGCUGUGGUCGUUGAAUCGGUUUUCGGAAGUUGCCCUCAAGGGGCCGCUCUCUUUCUUUCAUCGAUUUCUCGUCUCAAACAUAAAACAUUAGCUGAUUUGAUGUUCGGUGGAGCGAGUGCAAGAACAAUUGAGAAUCUCAUUUAUUCUCUUUGUCCCAUUUCCGACCCCGAACACGUCGAUUUACUUCAAAAACUUUCUGGGAUCCUUUUGGAUAACUGGGCCGAUGCUGUCACUGUUCAACCAUCAAGUUUUCUGAUUCGAGCGAUCGUUUGGGUUUGUUGUGGACUAUCGGCCAAGCCAAAAGUUGGAGAAGAGAAAAAACGUAUUUAUAAAGGACAAGAUAUGAAAUCAAGUUUGAAGAGAGUCUAUGAGAAGUUUGCUCUGUUGGCAUUUGACGAGAAUCUCAAUCAAAAUGCAAUGAAUUCGCAAAGCUUCGUGACAUUGUUCCAAGAUUUUAUUGAAGCCGAUGGUUUGUGGGGAGACAAACGAGGAGAUGAGUACGUGAAGAAGAAAUUGGAAAAAGAAGAUUAUGACGGAAUAUCAAAAGCAUGGUACUCGCAAAAUGGAUCCCGAGUUUGGGAGAAAUUGAUGGAGACGUGUUCAGAAGAUGCAAGAAGUCUGUUGUGGAUCGACUUUUGCAGUAAGAAUGUUGCUGAAUUAACUGACAACAAAUUCUCAAACUUCCCACUUCAAAAAAUGAUUAACAGUUCAACUUCACUGGAAAUGGUCACGGAAAUCAUUGAAGCAAUGUCUCCAAAAUGUUCAUAUUUAAUUGAACAUCAAAACUCAGGAGUUUUUUAUGCUGUUAUCCGAUGUGCUGCCAGAUAUCCGUCUUCUGAAAAGACGAUGCUUCAACAAUUGAGAAAAUACUUCCGGUCAGCUUCUGAAGCGAAAAAAGGUCACUUUUUGUUGAAUGUUCUCACUCUCAAUGGAUAUGAUGGAUCUAAUUUUGAUUCUCAGAAAUUCACACAGAAGGGUACAAUGCUCGUGUCGGAACUCGUCAAUUUCUCGAAAACCAAAACUCUUUCUGCUGGUUUCGAACAGCUCACUGAACAACAAAUUCAGGAAAUGUCGUGUAAUAAGUACACUUCGCGUUUGAUUCAAUCUGUUUUGGGCAGUAAGACAAUGUCAGAAGAAGUCAAAGAAAAGAUUAUCGGUGCAUUUGAUAAAGAUAUUUGGGAGACACUUAUCACUGACACCUAUGGAAGUAGAGUCUUUGAGAAAAUUUGGGAUUUUGUCGAUGUGAAACGAAAGCAAGAAAUCAUGAAAGUUCUUGUUGGAAUUCAUAACACAUCCAAAUUCUGGAAAUUCGCCAUGCUCCGAUGCGAUCUCUACAUGUUCCGAAAGAGUAGGAAAGACUGGAUCGAGAAGAUGAAAAAAGCAAAGGAUUGA
Messenger RNA from Caenorhabditis remanei, 1911 nucleotides. RefSeq lists its product as uncharacterized. Gene Ontology annotation, biological process: endonucleolytic cleavage to generate mature 5'-end of SSU-rRNA from (SSU-rRNA, 5.8S rRNA, LSU-rRNA); endonucleolytic cleavage in ITS1 to separate SSU-rRNA from 5.8S rRNA and LSU-rRNA from tricistronic rRNA transcript (SSU-rRNA, 5.8S rRNA, LSU-rRNA); endonucleolytic cleavage in 5'-ETS of tricistronic rRNA transcript (SSU-rRNA, 5.8S rRNA, LSU-rRNA). The coding region runs from base 1 to 1911 and encodes 636 amino acids. Gene Ontology annotation, molecular function: RNA binding. Gene Ontology annotation, cellular component: nucleolus; 90S preribosome; preribosome, small subunit precursor. Lineage: Eukaryota; Metazoa; Nematoda; Chromadorea; Rhabditida; Rhabditidae. The transcript has 5 exons. The record is from RefSeq and is a predicted model, not a curated record.